Corylus avellana is the source of this 1268-nucleotide messenger RNA. NCBI's taxonomy places the organism in Eukaryota, Viridiplantae, Streptophyta, Magnoliopsida, Fagales, Betulaceae. The record is from RefSeq and is a predicted model, not a curated record.
AUGGCUUCGAACGAUACUCCUGCAGCCGUGCAAGCCGGAUACUGGUAUUGCCAGGGUGACUUGGCGGUGGAGAAGAUAGAUUUCAGACUUUUCACCCAUCUUUUUGCUGCCUUUGCCGAUGUCGACUCUACCUACCAAGUCACCUUUCCUCUCAAGUAUAACGCCCAGUUUGAAGACUUCCCCAAAACCGUGAAGAGCAUGAAAUCUGAUAUUAAAGCCCUUUUAUCCAUCGGUGGAGACACUGAUCAUUCGACCCUUGCUUCAAUGGUUAGCCGUCCUGAAUCCCGUCAAACAUUCAUACAAUCCUCUAUGAGACUAGCCCUGGAAAACGACUACGAUGGCCUUAGCCUCCACUGGCUGUUUCCCAACACGACUGAGGAAAUGGUCAACCUUGGCACAUUCCUCCUUGAAUGGCGAAAUUGCCUUUCCACCAAUGACAUACCGCCGCUUCUAACCGCAGCAGUCCUUUACUCGUCAAAGGAUUUGUCGUCCUUGAAAUAUCCCAUUCAGGCUAUCGUAGAUAACUUGGACUGGAUCAACGUUGUAGCCUAUGACAUAUAUACCCCUGUUUCCUCAUCCAUUAUGUUGACUGGACCGCAUGCUCCAUUGUACAAUGCAACAAGCUGUGAACUUAGCGUGGACGCCGGCGUCCGUGCUUGGAUCGAUGCAGGCGUGGCAGCCAACAAAUUAGUCCUCGGCCUUCCAUUUCUUGGCCGCAGUUGGGUUCUGGUAUAUGCUAAUAACCAUGCAAUAUUCUCACCGGCUUAUGGAGCUGCUAAAGAUCUGGACCCCAUACCUUAUAAAAAUAUCGUGGAAAGGAAUCCCGUAAAAGGGGUCGAUCCCUCGUAUGUCACAACCUAUUGCUAUGAUGGCACUACAUGGAUUGCUUAUGAUGGCAAGUUUGCCAUCUAUACUAAGGCUAUAUAUGCCAAGCUAAAGGGAUUGCGGGGUUACUUUGCAUGGCAUCUGGGCGGCGACACUAGUGACUGGACUCUUUCAACCGCAGCUUACAAUGCAUGGAAGGUUAAGGUCGAUGAUCCUCUGUAGAAGCUUGAAUUAUCAACAAUAGUCAGGCCACUAAUCAGAUAUAUGUCGUACGUGUUUAGAAGCUUUUAAUGUUAUCAACGAAUAAGGCCAAUUAUCAGGUGUGUUGAGGCCAAUUAUAAUCAGCUUGGAUUAUAUAUAUAUAUAUAUACAUAUAUCAACAAUAAGGUGCCUGUAAUCAGAUAUGUGGUGUACGUGUCUAUAAGGGAUGUAUCUUUUUUUGC